AUGAUUACAGCACUGAGACUCACCAGCCCCCUGCAGAGACAGAUAGGACAGAGGGGCUUUAGAUCUGACUAUGACCUGGACUAUGAGUGCUAUCAGGAGGACCUCUAUGACAGGAUGUAUGACUACCAGCGCGUGCCAGCUUCCCUACCUCCACUGUCCCAGGGACCUAGCCUGGCCAAACGACCCCGCUCCUCCUCCACAUCCUCUGGGCACAGACGCAGCCGAGACAGGCCCCCCUCCAAGAGCUCUAGAGCCCACUCCACCAGCUCCAACAGGGCCAAGUUGCGAAUGGAGGAGCUGCAGGUCAUUAAGAGGGAGCUGACUCUGAUAAAGACACAGAUUGACGGGCUGCUUGACAACCUGGACAGGAUGGACACACUGAGGCAGGACCACACAGGGUCUCCCGUGAGGGAGGGCAGCCUGGCCGGGUCACCGUACUCCCCCUCUGCCAGCAGCGGUGAGCGCUCCCCCUCCCCCCUGUCCCCCCCACGCCGCUGCAUCCAGAGAGAGAGCCCCGAACUGGGGGAGGCCAGCGACGAUGAUCACACGAUGAAUAACCACAGCUCUGACCCUGAGGACGAGAUGUGAGGAUGGAAACAGAGAAGAAACGGAGGAGCGCCAGACAUAGAGGAAGAGAACAUCUUGUCAAGAAGUUACCAUGCCAACAACUGAUUCAGAGGCCCCACUCCUGUCUAACCAACCAGUUACAUUGUAUUCUACAUCCACAUAUACAUCAAACAGAAAUACACUACUACACACUACUACACACACCACUUUGUGUUCAGAGUAUAAAUCCUGCCCUUAUAUUCGUUAGCCUCUUUAGGUUCUAAAUCAUCUAUUCCUACUCUCUCUGUAUGGUAAGGGCAGAUAUUGUAUGUGUGAACACACACACACACACACACACACACACACACACACACACACACACACACACACACACACACACACACACACACACACACACACACACACACACACACACACACACACACACACACUUUAUCUGUAGAGUGUAAUUAUUGUAAUUAUUAACCAGAACAGGAAGGUGAAAUAAUUUCCAUAUUUAUAAUUUUCUUAUGCUCUUUUUAGCACGUCUUCAUAUUUUCCUGAAAAACAUUCUGAUUACCAGUCCGUAUAAAUUUGACAUUCAUAUUGAGAGACUGAAGGUUUUUUGAAAAGAGCAUACUACAGAUGUUGCAAUCAUAGUUUUUCAGUGACUUGAGUCAUUUUGUUAUCUGUAUAUCAUAUCAUUACCAGAGCAUGAGUUCAUCAGUUUAUACUUGUCCAUAAGUUAAAAUCCUCCCAGUUAUGUCUGUGUAAUGUUAUCUCUCUGCUGUAUUACUACCUGUCUGUAUAAGGUAUGAAGAAACAGUAGCCCAUCUCUUCCUCUAUGUACCUGGCGCUAUGAGCUGAGGAGAGGCCCCGGCCCGGUCCAUGUGUAAUAUUGUGUAUUACUGUAAAACUUUACUGUAUUUUGUCGGCUGUAUGAUUUUAAUCCAGCAUUUUGUUUCAGUUUUUUUUAUUUGUUAAUGUUUUUUAAAGCGAGAAGAAAACAACAAUGAUAAUUGUUUUAUUAUAAUUCUAUUGGUGUUAGAUGUUUUGUUAGUUCUGUUUGCAUUCAUGAAGAAGCCAAGUGGAAACACUACUCACACUGUCACAGUAGUAAAGGUAUUUUCAUAUUGAUUAAAAA
Salvelinus fontinalis (brook trout) is the source of this 1690-nucleotide messenger RNA. RefSeq names its product RNA-binding Raly-like protein. NCBI's taxonomy places the organism in Eukaryota, Metazoa, Chordata, Actinopteri, Salmoniformes, Salmonidae. Gene Ontology annotation, cellular component: nucleus. Bases 1 to 588 code for a protein of 195 amino acids. The record is from RefSeq and is a predicted model, not a curated record. Gene Ontology annotation, molecular function: RNA binding. The transcript is spliced from 6 exons.